AUGGUCCGCAGUACGAUCAUUGCUCGGACAACAGACGGUCAGUCCCCACCCUUGGUCGCGGUACAUACUGUUCCAGGCUGACCCAUCUUGAUCCGCAUCCCGAUCUUGGUCACUCGACUCGAACACGUGAACGUCCCCGACUCGAACUCACGACUCCUCGACCAGGUCUGCCCUUGGCUGCUUCCAAUGACGAUGAUGAACAGGUUCGUCGUGACCGAAGAUUAUACGCUGCGAGCCACAAGAUCGAGGGCGGACUGGACUGGACUGGACUCGAGGCGAUCUCGCGCAAAGUGGCCGGUUCAACUUGUCACUGAGCCCCUCGUCGCUCGUGGGCCACCGUGCUCGCUCGAGCAGAGCACAACAUUGCUCCCACGCACCACAUCUGCUUUUCUUGUGCGGUCUCGAUCAACGCUGACACGUUGUACACUCCCUUCCUUCUUCAACUCCGAUUCGGGCUACCCUCGGACCGACCUUCCUUCGCGAAUUCGUCCUGCAAUCGACGCGCCCCAAACAGGAUCCCAAGUUGCCCGAAUACAAGCAACAGGCCAAGAUGAUCUUCCGUCGGGUCACGCCUCAGGCCGAACCGCGUUGCUCGAUCGAAUCCGGCGCUUGCACACUCCAGUCAGUCAGACUUCCUCGACAUCUCUUCUGAAAGUAGGCGCACCCAACCCAUCUCAAAACCACGCUCAACUCCCCCUCCACAGCUACUUGAUCAGCGAUUCGAUCAUCUACCUCGUCAUCGCCGACAAGUCGUACCCUCGUAAACUCGCCUUCGCUUACCUCUCCGAGUUAUCGACCGAAUUCGCUCGCUCGUACCCUCCUUCCUCCUCUCUCAAACCCGGUCUUCGUCCCUACGCCUUCGUCAAAUUCGACACCUUCAUCCAGAGGACCAAACGCUUAUACCUCGACCCACGAGGAGCCGAAGCAUUAGGAAAAGGCGCUUCCACAGCCAACGGUGGUCCCACUUCAGGACUCGAUCAACUCAACGAGGAUCUGCAAGACGUGACGAGGAUCAUGACCAAGAACAUGGAGGAUCUCUUAUGGAGAGGGGAUUCGUUGGAUCGUAUGUCGACGAUGAGUUCGAGUUUGAGGGACGAGAGUUUGAAGUACCGCAAGGCCGCGAGGCAGAUCAAUUUGGAUGCGUUGUAUAGAAAGUGGGCACCCGUCGGCGUGCUGGGCUUGUUCUUCUUAUUCGUCGUUUGGUGGAAAUUUUGUGAGUCAAUGGACUGGGAGGUUGGUGGUUGGAAAUAUCGAUCGACUGACUCUUUCUCGAUCUUGAUUCGCUUCUUUUUACAAAGGGUGA
This is a messenger RNA of Microbotryum saponariae, 1303 nucleotides long. Lineage: Eukaryota; Fungi; Basidiomycota; Microbotryomycetes; Microbotryales; Microbotryaceae. The record is from the annotation of a GenBank genome assembly.